CAGUACGAUCGUGGUGCAAAUUCGCGAGAGAUGCAGAUUUACUCUCUAUUUUCAACUUCAAAGAGGAAUCGCAGAUAAAUAUUCACUGCUUAUGUUGCUUAUCUUUUGACGUUUCGUCCAGUUUCGUCAAAUUGCCGUCAUUCACCUCCCUUGACCAAAACAAUGGCGGGUUCUGCGCUAAGACGAUUAAUGGCAGAGUAUAAACAGUUAACCUUAAACCCACCCGAAGGCAUUAUCGCUGGCCCUGUCAACGAGGAGAACUUCUUCGAAUGGGAAGCUUUGAUCACUGGACCAGAAGGAACAUGCUUCGAAGGUGGUGUAUUUCCAGUAAAGUUGAUAUUUCCACCAGAUUACCCACUGAGUCCACCAAAAAUGAAGUUCACCUGUGAGAUGUUUCACCCAAAUAUUUACUCAGAUGGAAGAGUAUGUAUAAGCAUAUUACAUGCACCUGGUGAUGAUCCCAUGGGUUAUGAAAGCAGUGCAGAAAGAUGGAGUCCGGUUCAAAGUGUAGAAAAAAUAUUGUUAAGUGUGGUAAGUAUGUUAGCAGAGCCAAAUGAUGAAAGCGGGGCGAAUGUUGAUGCUGCUAAAAUGUGGAGAGAGGACCGCUCGGAAUUCGAGAAAAUUGCUCUAAAACUAGUUAGAAAAUCCCUUGGUAUUCCACCGUAAAUUAAGAUGUUUGCUACUUAAUUAAACUCUGAACUGUAAUUAAAGUGUCAACAAUAAGUCAGUGCAAAAUACAUACU
Molecule: messenger RNA, 743 nt
Organism: Dufourea novaeangliae
Lineage: Eukaryota; Metazoa; Arthropoda; Insecta; Hymenoptera; Halictidae
Gene: Ubc7
Product: ubiquitin-conjugating enzyme E2 G2
Exons: 5
Coding region: 163-666 (167 amino acids)
Cellular component (GO): cytosol; endoplasmic reticulum
Source: RefSeq, a predicted model, not a curated record